AUGAAAACCAGCGAGUUCUUUUCUAAUACCUUUUCUUAUAAAGAAGCUUCAUUUAGUAGCUCUCACUAUAUUUCGGCUGACGAGCUACUGCAUGGUCAUGAAUAUUAUCUAACUUUAUCACUGCAGUGAAUCGCACUCAACAAUGGUUUCAAUCUAAAUCCAAAUUUUAUUAAAAGUUUACUAUACUUUACUAGAUAAAUUAGAUAUAAAUUUAAUAUACUGCAUAAAAAAUUAUAAUUCAAUAAAUCUAAGUAUACUAGAAAUCUGCAGCACUUUUAACCAGAAAAUUAUGAUCCCUGAAUUCUCAAUCGAUUUCCCAAUCGAAGACUUCGAUGAUCAUCUCAGAAUAAAUUUUCAAAAUAUUCAUUUUGAUUUCCCCAAAAGGAAUUGCAUAAUGCUUCCGAUCAUCAGCACCACUUGUGAAGAGCUAUCAAAAUAUUUUAGUAGAAUAAUCUUAGAAAGAUUCUACCAAGAAUUUAAAAGCAAUCUAAGAAUUGACAAUUUGAGGGUAACAGUGGCGGAACUCUAUCAACAACAAGAAGGCACAACGGGGAUUUGUAUUAAAUCUUGCAAUUAA
Molecule: messenger RNA, 577 nt
Organism: Blepharisma stoltei
Lineage: Eukaryota; Ciliophora; Heterotrichea; Heterotrichida; Blepharismidae
Source: the annotation of a GenBank genome assembly